AUUAUUGCCUGCUUAAUUAAGAAAAUUACAAAUCACAACAUGGCCGGGAAGAUCACAGCAAGCUCUGUGCUGUUUGUUUCGAUCAUGAUCUGUGGUUUGGUCGGCAGUGCAUGGGGACAAAGUGCGACGAAUGUGAGAGCCACAUACCACCUCUACAAUCCACAGCAAAACAAUUACGACUUGCGGGCAGUAAGUGCCUACUGCUCAACAUGGGAUGCCGAUAAAUCCCUCGAAUGGCGCAGCAAAUAUGGAUGGACUGCCUUUUGCGGACCUGCUGGCCCUACUGGGCAAGCCGCAUGCGGAAGGUGCCUCUCGGUGACAAACACUCGGACUGGAGCUCAAGCAACGGUGAGAAUUGUUGAUCAGUGCAGCAACGGAGGGUUGGACUUGGACGUGAAUGUUUUUAACCAAAUUGACACCGACGGCAAUGGUUACGCACAAGGCCACCUUAUCGUCAACUACAACUUUGUCGACUGCGGCGACUAAGGCCUAUAACCCUAUUUUUUUCAAUAACUAUAUAGUUCUCUACUCCCAGUAUUGGUAGGGAACUUAACUAUGUAUUACUAAUAAAUAAGCUUCACCAUGGAAUAAAUUGAAGUGGAAUUGCUUCUUGAAUUAUAACAAGAAGUAUUAUAUUAUAGAGGUGUGAUAUCCACAUACCCAUUUUUACUUCUCA
This is a messenger RNA of Pyrus x bretschneideri (Chinese white pear), 676 nucleotides long. RefSeq names its product pathogenesis-related protein PR-4-like. Lineage: Eukaryota; Viridiplantae; Streptophyta; Magnoliopsida; Rosales; Rosaceae. The transcript has 2 exons. Gene Ontology annotation, molecular function: RNA nuclease activity. Gene Ontology annotation, biological process: defense response to bacterium; defense response to fungus. The coding region runs from base 40 to 486 and encodes 148 amino acids. The record is from RefSeq and is a predicted model, not a curated record.